CAAAGGUACAGGAGAAAUUACGGUUUCGGGCUUUAAUAGAAGCUAGUCCCGCUCGACGUUGUUUAGGAGAUGCGAAGCAUUCUUGCUUUUUAUUCAAAAGCCGACGGGACAAACCACAACAUCAGGUUUAAAUCUUGAUCUUGUUCUAUUCAACCAGCGCGUACUGUUCUUCUGCAUGCUGACAAACACUGCCAUCUAUUCCCCGAUAUUUUUACAAGUUCUCAGUACGAUCAUAAGAAAAAUCAAAUGUUUAUACGUUUUGCCAACUAAAACUACAACAACUGCAUAAUUUUCACAAAUAUUUUUUAAGUCAUUUUUGUACAACAGAGUGCUAGUAUCUUUGUAACGGCGUUAGACGAAAAGAGCGUGGGAACUGUGCUGCCCAUAUUCCACGACGCCCAGCAACACGUGGGUAAAAUAAAAUGGGAGACACGAAGGCUGCUAAUGGACAUGCAGAUCGAGAAUCCGAUUCAAGACUAGCAAAACGACCACGACUUCUUGAAGCGAAUCAAGUGAAAAAUAAGGCAAUAGUGGUUUUGGGUGCCCAAUGGGGUGAUGAAGGAAAAGGCAAAGUGGUCGACAUGCUCGCCGGUGAUGUCGAUAUUGUAGCCCGAUGCCAGGGAGGUAACAAUGCUGGUCACACUGUUGUAGUAGGCGACAAAGAAUAUGAUUUCCAUCUACUGCCCAGUGGUAUCAUUAACCCAAAAUCCAAAUCAAUCAUUGGCAAUGGUGUGGUUAUCCACUUACCCCAAAUGUUUGAAGAACUCCAAAAAAAUGAAGCUAAAGGAUUGACACAUCUGAGGGAUUGCCUUUUGAUUUCUGAUAGAGCACAUUUGGUGUUUGAUUUCCAUCAACAAGCUGAUGGCUUACAAGAACAAGAAAAAGGCGGUAAAUCAUUAGGAACAACAAAAAAAGGCAUUGGUCCAACAUACUCCUCCAAAGCCACGCGUAAUGGAAUCCGCGUUGCUGAUUUGAUAGGUGAUUCGCAAGUCUUUUCGGAAAAAUUGCGUACCCUGGUUGCAGCUUAUCAACGCAUGCUACCUGACCUGAACGUAGAUAUUGAGGCCGAGCUAGAAAAAUAUAAGGAGUAUGCCGAGCAAGUCCGUCCGUUCGUCGUUGAAACCAUCUCAUAUUUGAAUGGUGCCAUAAAGGCAGGGAAAAUGGUCUUGGUUGAAGGGGCUAAUGCUGCCAUGUUGGAUAUUGAUUUUGGCACUUAUCCCUAUGUCACCUCAUCAAACUGCAGUGUCGGGGGUGUUUGCACAGGGCUUGGUCUACCGCCAUCGCUUAUUGGUGAUGUUUAUGGCGUAGUCAAGGCUUAUACAACACGUGUUGGAGAUGGCCCGUUCCCCACCGAGCAAUUGAAUGAAAUUGGGGAAUUGCUCCAAACACGUGGAGGCGAGAUCGGUGUGACUACCAAGCGGAAAAGACGUUGUGGAUGGUUGGAUCUAGCAGUUCUACGCCAUACGCACAUGGUGAACGGCUAUACAGCUAUUGCCCUAACCAAGCUGGAUAUUCUGGACGUUUUGCCGGAGAUCAAAGUUGGUGUUUCAUAUAGCCUUAAUGGGAAAGAGCUGAACCACUUUCCAACGAGUACCACCGAACUUGCUGCCGUUGAGGUUAAUUAUAUAACAUUGCCUGGAUGGGAGGUGUCCACCGAAGGAGUUAGGACUUUCGAUGACCUGCCUGAGAAUGCUCGCAAAUACGUGGAACUAAUUGAAGAAAAACUAGAACUGCCAGUGCGAUGGAUUGGGGUAGGCAAAGAUCGAGGAUCUAUGAUUCAACUUUAUUAGUGCGAAAGAAUGUGCAGAUUAACUUAGGAGGUGUAAGACGGGGCGUCGUUAUAUCUCGGGAUCAGAGCAUCUGUCAUUUGGGGAUUUUUUUUUUUUUUCUUUUCUCUUCAUGUUCACGUAAUAUUUCUAACUCUCGACGAUGAGAUACUAGCGGUAGUCGUUGGCUAAUAAUCUUGCCAAGGAAAAUAAGUGAUUGACGGUCUGUAGGACAUCCGCACAGUCAUCCGUUAUUUUUUAAGUCGGAAGUAAUCUGAUUCUUCUCUCCGUUUUACCUCCUUAGAUAGCUGUUCAAUUUUACACGUGUAACUUUCUUCUCAUUUGUGCACUACUAACUAAACAACCACUUCUUAUAUGUAUCAUUUUCAUUUCUUCAAUGUUUACUUCAGUUUCAUACCAACGUUUUGUAUUCGUAAGCACAUUGCUGGAUAAGUACACACAUCAACCGAC
Daphnia magna is the source of this 2237-nucleotide messenger RNA. It is a transcript of the gene Adss, whose product is annotated as adenylosuccinate synthetase. Lineage: Eukaryota; Metazoa; Arthropoda; Branchiopoda; Diplostraca; Daphniidae. The transcript has 12 exons. Gene Ontology annotation, biological process: IMP metabolic process; 'de novo' AMP biosynthetic process. Bases 423 to 1790 code for a protein of 455 amino acids. The record is from RefSeq and is a predicted model, not a curated record. Gene Ontology annotation, cellular component: cytoplasm. Gene Ontology annotation, molecular function: adenylosuccinate synthase activity; GTP binding.